AUGCCUCGCCAGGCCUUUGGCGACUUUCUCAACUCCCCCGGGCCCAGUCGAGGGCGGGGUCGGGGACGCGGUGCGAGCCGCGGCGGCCCCGGUGGCGGCGGGCGCGGAGGAGGAGGAGGUAGGGGCGGCGGUGGUGGGCGGGGAGGAGGAGGAGGAGGAGGCCGAGGAGGCGGUCGUGGCGGGAUUCGCGGGGGCCACUUCGGCGCCGACUACACCAACAUGUCGAUCGACUACAGCCAGCUCAACAGCCAGACGUACAAGCGCUUUGACCAAAUGGCCGUCCAGCCGUUCGGCGAGGGCAGUAGAGGGCGCGGUCGAGGUCGAGGAGGCUUCAAGCCCCGCCCAGCAAGAGAUACGCCCGAAGGCACGGACACGGACGCGGCGCCGAGCGGCUCACGCACCCCCGCGACCGGCGGGCUGGGGUACCAUGUCGGCGCGGGCUCGCGGCUCGGGGUGGGCUCGCGCCGCACGCCGGGCGUCAUGACGCCCCAGCGGGUCGACAGCUCGGGCGUCGUCUUCUGGGGCGGGCACGGCGCGCCGCUGUUCGUCAAGGCGGGCGAGCUGUUCAAAGACGGCGAGGUGGACGUUGUGAAGCGCGAUGGUGACACGCUACGCGUCGAGCGAUACCCCCUCUCUGAUCCCAGCGCGCCGCAGAUGCUCCACCUCCGCGACGAGCUCGAGGUGCAGCUUGACGGCACCGUCGGCGAGGACGAGGUGCAGGAGAUUAUCUGGGGCGCCGCCGAUGUCGAGGACGAGGAGAGCGUCGAGGAAGUGCUCGGCGUCGAGGUUACGACGGUCGAGACGACGGUCGUUCAGGCUGUGGCUGGCGAAGCCGUCGCUGCUGAGGCUAUCGCUGUCGAAGCGGUGACUGUCGAGGCGGUGGUUGCCGAGGCCGUCACUGUGGACAUCACCCCACUCGAGCCCGCUAUGGCACUAGCGGAGGCCGGACCGAUCGCCGUGGACGCUGAGGCGGAGGAGGAUGAGGAUGUCGAGAUUGACGACGAGGAGGACGCCGAGGACAACGCCGGUGCCGACGCCCACGACGACUUCACCGCCCUCGCCGACCGCUAUGCUGGCGAGUCAGAAAGCGAGGACUCGGUCGACGAGGACUACACCGGCUCCGAUUCGCCCCCAGCCGAUAUCGAGAUCGACGACGCGGCCCUCUUCUUCGUCGACACGGCGGCUGACUCGAACCCUUCGGCGUCUGCGCCGCUGUACGACGCCCCGUCCCAAACCCUCGGUACACGACCCGCGCUUGCCAAGCAGAACUCGACCGCCGAGGACAUCAUCUUCCGCCCCAAGAUCAUCUCGGACCCCGUCGCGUCGGCAUCUACUUCCCGCGCACCCGCUACAGCGUUUGAGCUACGCGACGUGUACGUCGACCCGCGGGUCAGACUCAACCGCAAGGACCGGAAAGCGGCCAAGCGCGAGAAGCGCGCGCGUAACAAGCGGAAGCAGAAGGGCGGCCGGCGGAGCGGCGGCGGCGAACUUGCGCCGCGCGACGACUCGGACAUUGAUUGGGGAAGCGAUGGCCCGCCACCGCGCCGGAUUCUGGGCAUCGUGCCGGACGACGAGGUGGUGACCCACCUCGGCCGCACGCUCGCCGGCACCGACCUCGAGGACGAGGUCGACCCCGAGCUCAACGACGAGGACCUGACGCGCUUCAUUGCCGGCAUGGUGCAGAUCGAGGGCGACCGCGACGUCAUGGAUAUGAUGGAGCAUGACGAUGAGGAGGACAGCGAGGAGUGGUCUGGCUCGGAGGGCAAGGGCAAGGGCAAAGCCGUGUUUGCCGAUGCAGAUCUCUACGACUCUGGAUCGGAGGAGGAUGACUCGGAGGAUGAGGACGACGACGACGACGACGGGGAUGACUUUGCUCAGCUGCAAGCGGCGUACGACGAGAGCCCCGACGACGACAGCAGCGACGACGACGCGGCGAUCGAGCGCUACAGGGGCCAGAAUGCAUGGGAAGAGGAGGACGAGGCGGCCUGGUUCGCCGACAGCAUGGACACUGCGCUGGACGGCGGGGCCAUGUCCGCCAGUCGCAAGGAUCGGAACAAGAUCUUCAAGGCGGUCGUCAGCGGCUCGUUCGACCGCGACCUGCCUAUUGCCCCCGCAAAGAAGGACAAGAACGGCGCCCAUGUCCCGCCCCAGCUUCUUGACCAGUGGGAGCGCGACCGGCAGAAGAAGGCGGAGAAGAAGCGCGCGCGCGAGGCGGCGCGACUCGAAGCCCUGCUCAACCCCUACCCUGGCGCACACAAGGGCGGCAAGAAAGGCAAGAAGGCAUCCAAGCUGCAGGGCAAGGCCGCAGCGGCCAUGUCUGCGCACCUUAUCCCCGCCUCGGCUGCAGAAGUUGCCGAGCUGUUCGACAUUACAUCCGACGAGGACGAUGGCUGGGGCGUCGCGAGGAUCAACGGCCGUAAGGGGCGGGCUCUGCUCCUCCCGCAGACGCUGGAGCAGGUCAACGCCCAGGUGGAGGAGUUCAUGGCGGACGCGACCAAGACGACUCUCACCCUGCCGCCCAUGGACAAGGAGGCACGGAAGAAGGUGCACAUGUUGGCCGAGUGCUACGACCUCAAGUCCAAGUCGAGAGGCAAAGGGCUGGCACGUUUCCCUGUGCUUAUCAAGCUCGCCCGUUCCGGCCUGCGUGACGAGGACAAGCUCGAGCGGCUCAUCUCCGCCAGCAACCAGAACGGCGGCGCCUUCUACAAGGCGCUGUAUGCGCGCAAGAGUAAGGACGGGCGCAAGGGCCCGUCUGCGGCUGCGCGCGGUGGUGCCUCAACUCGCGCACGCGAAGGCGAGCUCGUGGGCGAGGGCGCAGACAAGAUUGGCGAGGACAACAUCGGCCAUCAGCUGCUGUCGAAGAUGGGGUGGAGCGAGGGAGGUCUCAUCGGCCGCACGGGUGGCCUAGACGCGCCGAUCGUCGCGGUCGUGAAAUACACCAAGCGGGGUUUGGGCACGUGAGCGCAGCCUGAGCCAACCUAAAGGCAAGCGAAGUUUUGGCCUUUGGCGCAGUGGAGUGAACCUACGCCUGGUGAGACAUGGCGCUGCGGAGCGCAGUUUGGCGCUGCGGAUCGCGCGCACACCGACCUCCGACCGUGC
Molecule: messenger RNA, 3099 nt
Organism: Vanrija pseudolonga
Lineage: Eukaryota; Fungi; Basidiomycota; Tremellomycetes; Trichosporonales; Trichosporonaceae
Gene: SQS1
Product: Protein SQS1
Exons: 8
Coding region: 1-2961 (986 amino acids)
Cellular component (GO): nucleus
Molecular function (GO): nucleic acid binding
Source: RefSeq, a predicted model, not a curated record